Molecule: messenger RNA, 1243 nt
Organism: Cervus elaphus (red deer)
Lineage: Eukaryota; Metazoa; Chordata; Mammalia; Artiodactyla; Cervidae
Gene: QPRT
Product: quinolinate phosphoribosyltransferase
Exons: 4
Coding region: 73-972 (299 amino acids)
Biological process (GO): NAD+ biosynthetic process; quinolinate catabolic process
Cellular component (GO): cytoplasm
Molecular function (GO): nicotinate-nucleotide diphosphorylase (carboxylating) activity
Source: RefSeq, a predicted model, not a curated record
ACCCCCAGCCUCCGGCCUCUCCAAACACUGGAUCCAGCAGUGGACACACCAGUCGGCCAGCUCCAAGCUCUCAUGGACCCUGAAGGCCUGGCGCAUCUGCUGCCUCCUGCCACUCUGGCCGCCCUGGCAGACAGCUGGCUCCGAGAGGACUGCCCAGGCCUCAACUACGUGGCCUUGGUCUCGGGGACAGCCCCCUCGCAGGCGGUGCUGUGGGCCAAGUCCCCGGGGGUGCUGGCAGGGAGGCCCUUCUUUGAUGCCAUCUUUGCCCAAGUCAACUGCCAGGUCUCCUGGCUCCUCCCUGAGGGAUCAAAGCUGGUGCCUGUAGCCAAGGUGGCCGAAGUCCGGGGCCCUGCCCACUGCCUGCUGCUGGGGGAGCGGGUGGCCCUUAACACGCUGGCCCGCUGUAGUGGAGUUGCCAGCAUGGCUGCUGCCGCGGUAGAGACCGCCAGGGGGACCGGCUGGGCCGGGCAUGUGGCAGGCACACGGAAGACUACACCAGGCUUCCGGCUGGUGGAGAAAUACGGGCUCCUAGUGGGCGGGGCUGCCGCCCACCGCUACGACCUUGGCGGGCUGGUGAUGGUGAAGGACAACCAUGUCAUGGCAGCCGGUGGUGUGAAAAAGGCGGUGCGGGCAGCGCGGCGGGCAGCCGACUUCGCCCUGAAGGUGGAGGUGGAAUGCAGCAACCUGCAGGAGGCUGUGGAGGCGGCCGAGGCAGGAGCGGACCUCGUCCUGCUGGACAACUUCAGGCCUGAGGAGCUGCACCCCACGGCCGCCGCGCUGAAGGCCCAGUUCCCCAGUGUGAGUGUGGAGGCCAGCGGGGGCGUCACGCUGGACAACCUCCCGCAGUUCUGUGGGCCCCACAUCGAUGUCAUCUCUUUGGGGAUGCUGACACAGGCGGCCCCGGCCCUCGAUUUCUCCCUCAAGCUGUUUGCUGAAGGGGCCACUCCAGUGCCCCACACCCACCGGUCCUAAAGCCAAGGAGGCUACCCAGGCAGUGGGAUAAGGUGCUCUCAUGGGACCCUCAAGGUUUCUUUAAGUCCAGCGGCCAGUGGGACACUUUGACAUUAGACUGUGCUGAGGCCGGCUCUGCCACGCACUGCCUGGGGGACUGUGAAGGACUGACUUCACCUCUGCUCACUUCAGUUUCCUAAUCUGUAAAAUGGAUCUAAUCAAACUUAUGGACUUCUUGGGAGUGAUAAUUAGCACAGAGUAAAUGCUCAGUAAAUGUUAGAAAUUGCCAUCA